AUCAAGUGGACAGGUCGAGCUCAGCAGCUGUAGUUGUAUUUCCUCCAGAUUAAGUCUAGUGCUGGUUUUCAGUUGAGUUUAUAUACAGUGUAAGUGCUGACCGAGGCAUGGCCCUUCUUACCAACGGAGCGCAGAAUCUGGGCUCCUAUUACUGCCUGAUCCGACGCAGGUUCAAGAGGAGGCGCAAGAAACGCUCCGAGCGCAAAGGUGCAGUGGGGGCAAGGCUGCUCUCAGGUCAGAUCAAACCCGUAGCCAUGGAUGUGGAUGAGGAGGAGAAUAUGAGUUCGAGCAGCACAGAUGUUAAGGAAAACCGAAACCUGGACAACGUGUCCUGCAAAGAUGGGGUGGGAGUGGCUGAACAGCUCCCCAAUGGAAGCGGCCUUGGCAGUCGCAAACGUCCCCUGGAAGAGGGGAACAAUGGGCACACACACUCCAAGUUCCGGGCCAAGAAGCGCAAGAAAACGCCGGGGCCGGUCCUGCCCAAGAAUGCUCUGAUGCAGUUGAACGAAAUCAAACCGGGUCUACAGUACAAACUGCUGUCUCAGACGGGACCAGUACAUGCACCAGUUUUUGUCAUGACUGUUGAGGUCAAUGGACAGAUGUUUGAGGGCAUGGGCCCCACUAAAAAGAAGGCCAAAUUAAAUGCAGCAGAGAAAGCCCUGCGUUCCUUCGUCCAGUUCCCCAAUGCCUCUGAGGCGCACUUGGCCAUGGGUCGAACACUGACAGUGAACACAGACUUUACAUCUGACCAAGCCGACUUCCCUGACAUGCUCUUCAAUGGCUUUGAAACGCCAGCCGCACCUGAAGAGGCCUUCUUUCUAGGCUCCAAUGGUAACAGCUCCUUAAACUCAUUAGGGGAGUACCCACUUCCCACACCUCCUGGCAGCAACCUUGUCCAGGCCCCAUUGCCCCCUCUGUCGAUAUUCAGUUCCCCUUCCAGUGGUAAAAACCCAGUCAUGAUCCUCAAUGAGCUCAGGCCAGGCCUCAAGUAUGACUUUGUCUCAGAGAGCGGGGAAAGUCAUGCCAAGAAUUUUGUGAUGUCAGUAACGGUGGAUACACAGAUGUUUGAAGGCUCAGGGCGCAACAAGAAGCUGGCUAAAGCCCGGGCAGCGCAGGCCGCCCUCUCUACUCUCUUCAACAUGCAGCUAGACCAGACACCAUCCCGGCAACCCAUUCCGAGUGAGGGAUUGCAGCUUCAUCUACCCCAGGUUCUGGCUGAUGCAGUCUCUCGUCUGGUGGUGGAUAAGUUCAGCGAGCUGACAGAAAACUUCACCUCUCCACAUGCACGGCGGAAAGUCCUAGCAGGGGUCGUCAUGACUACAGGGACCGAUGUGAAGGAAGCACAGGUCAUUUGUGUUUCCACAGGAACAAAAUGCAUCAACGGUGAGUACAUGAGUGACCGCGGGCUGGCCCUCAACGACUGCCACGCUGAGAUAAUCGCCCGACGCUCGCUCAUCAGGUACCUCUACACCCAGCUAGAGUUAUUCCUCAGCAAAGACGACAACAACAAGUCGAUAUUCUUGUCGUGCGAAAAGGGAGGCUACAAGUUAAAGGACAACAUUCAGUUCCACCUCUACAUCAGCACCUCGCCCUGCGGAGAUGCCAGGAUCUUCUCUCCACAUGAGGCCGGAGUAGAAGACCUAGGGGACAGGCAUCCCAACAGGAAAGCACGGGGCCAGUUAAGGACCAAAAUUGAGUCGGGGGAGGGCACCAUCCCUGUGAGGUCCAGCAACACCAUCCAGACGUGGGACGGGGUGCUGCAGGGGGAGAGGUUACUCACCAUGUCCUGCAGUGACAAGAUCGCAAGGUGGAACGUGGUGGGCAUCCAGGGCUCUUUGAUGAGCUACUUCACAGAGCCUAUCUACUUCUCCAGCAUCAUCCUUGGCAGCCUUUACCACGCUGACCACCUCUCCAGAGCCAUGUACCAGCGCAUCGCAGAUAUUGAGGACCUGCCACAGCAGUUCAACCUCAACAGGCCUCUGCUCAGCGGUAUAAGUAAUGCAGAGGCCAGGCAACCAGGCAAGGCACCCAACUUCAGCGUGAACUGGACGGUGGGUGACCAGACGAUGGAGGUGAUCAACGCGACCACAGGCAAGGACGACAUGGGCCGCGCUUCACGUCUCUGCAAGCAUGCGCUAUACAGCCGCUGGAUGCGCCUGCACUCCAAGCUCUCCUCUGUCUUGUGGGCGAAGGUGCUGAGGCCCAUUUCAUACCAUGAUGCCAAGCAGGCAGCCACAGAGUACCACUCUGCAAAGUUGGCGCUCAUCAAGGCCUUCCACAAGUCGGGCCUGGGGGCCUGGGAAAAGCCCAUCGAGCAAGACCAGUUCGGCCUGAGCUCCUGAGGGAGUCAAGGGACCAACGGAUUCCUAAACCCUCCACUCCUUCCCCCCCCCCCCCCCCCCCGACCCAGGCCUGAAAGCAAGAGAGCCCCCCUAAUACCAACCAGAGACACUUACCUCCGUCCCAUGUGUCGGCACGCACGUGCAGUUUGUAAUCGUGGAAAUAAACGUGCGUAGUUUCACAAACCAUCCAUCGCUCAUUACUCUCAUUCCUCAGAGGACCUCGGCCUCGCCAUGUCUUUUCUCAUAAUAUUGUUUGUUGUCCUUUUUUUAAAUUUGAUUUGUAACGGAUGAUUCCAGCUCCUUGUUUUUAAAACUGGAUAUUAUGUUUUAUGUAGUUGAUGUGGAAGUUGAAAUUAUGCAGUUUUGUCUACUUUUUGCAGUGUAGCCAGUUCAGGGUAGCCUAAGAAAACGGGAUCUUUUCUUAACUAAAAGACCAACGUGUAUGGACCACGGGGAAAAAUGUGCUAAAAUGAAUGACAAACUUUAAUUUAAGGAUGCAUAAAAUCUUCAGGAUGUAAAUGUAGUGCUGAAAAGAAAGAGAGCAUAGUUAUAUAACGUUUAAUGUGUGUUAUUUGCUUCCGUUCCUUUAGAUGAUGUUCUUAGAUCCUGUAUUAAAAAUGUUCCAAAAAUAUUGUGACCCCUGUUUGAUUCACUGACUGGAACACACAGGCUAGCAGUUUAGCACUCUUUUUUGUUUUAUUCCUUUUUUGUCUUGCAGAAUUUGUGCAUAAGUUAUUUUCUGUCACACUCAUCUCAUACUUGAACAGUGGUGGGGGUCUCCACUCCUCCCCUGGCCUGGGUCUUUGGGACGAGCUUUGGGAGGCGCUGCACGUUGUAUUUUUUCCAUGAUCUAAGCCAUGGCUUUGCAUGGGAACUGAACUGGGAGGCCUACGGAGCAGAAACCCCCACUGCGGAGAGCCCGUGCGCCCCAGCAGUGAAUGAUUUCUGAAUGAAUGCCAGCAUCUUCCUCCACAGGCAGCUUUGAAUCUCUAUUGUCUCUAUUUUCUAGAUUUCCUGUGAUUGUUUGUCUGUUUUUGGAAGGACGGGACCUUUUUGUUUUUGUUUCUUAAAAUUGGGCAUUUGAGGAUUGGGGAUGAUACUGCAGUGAAAAGCAGACCUUGUGGCAGGGUAGGUAAACUCUUAAAAGAUGAUCUUUGUGCUGUAGUGCCACAUACGGGACGCCACAUUAUACCAGUCUGUAGUGAAAGGCUGAAAUGCAAACAUGUGUCAGGAUUGGAGAGAUUAUGCUUCUAUCUGCUCGAUUUACAACCAAAUGUGUCACAGUGUGAUGUCAUUCUUCUCUUCUACAUCUACGGGAUGGGAGCACGUUAGUAGUUCAAAGAAGACCUUCGCCCUGAGUGCAUAAAUGUAUUUUAAACUCUGUGGACAUACUUACCAAGUAACUGCGGUCAAUUCCUAUUCCCAGCUGUAGGAAAUGUAUGUAUGUAUGUGUGUGCAAUCUACAGUAUGUGUGAUGUCUUCAAGCAUACUCUGUGGAAUUAAUCUUCACCAAAGAUGAUGUCCAUUUGUGUUUCCUGCCCCUCCUUUCUUUUUUUAAAUCACUGUUUUUGUAUAUCUGCUGAAAAAUGUACCUUUUGCGAGAAAAACUGUGUAUAACAUUCGAUAUUUUGGGGGGAAAUGAAAUUGCCCGGCUUCUUUAGUGCAUCUGUCGCGUGUAUAGUGUGACCUGCGAUCAUUAUUGCUGCAGUGUAGUAAUCUCUGUAUAUAAUGAGCAACACAAAUGAUUCCCUGUACAAUCAGCUCAUCCUGAAAAAAAAUGACCCUGUUGCUGCGGGGGGGUUGUGAAGAUGUUAAAAGUAUUUGUGGUUGUGUGUGUCACCAGGCACCGUAACAGUAUGGCACUAACACUGCCGGGGUUAACAGGCUUCAUCCCCAUUGUAGCCACCGGGGAAAAAAAAUAUAUGCACUGUAAGGUGUCUCAGCUACAAGUGGCAUCCACAAGCUGGCACGUGUGAUGUCAUAAGUGUUUUUUACUUGGAUUUCAGUCAGUAUUAGGAAAGCAGGAAGUAGAAAAACUGGAUUGUAGAAUUAUUUAUUUUUUUAUCCAAAGCCCCGCCCCCUCCCCUUUUAGGACAUAUAGUCCCAAACCAAAGUCACAAGCAAUACUCCUGAUGUCUCCUUUAAUGUCACCGCAUCACAAACAGGAGUUACCCCUUUUCCCAUUCACUUUUUCUUUCUCUCUCCCCUCCCCCAAAGACUGCCUGCUUUUAGAUUUUUUUUUUUUUUUUACCAGGUCUUUUUUUUUUUUUACUGCACUAAAAGAUGUCAAAUGAUGAUGUCAUGAUAAAAACCCAUCCCCGUUUCCGGAUUAUGGAUGGCAACUAUCACACAACUAAAACUGCUUCUGCUUAAUAACCCCUUUGUGAAUCCCCGAUGAUGGUCAGUGCCCCCCCUACACCACCCACCCCUCUUUGGCCAUGCAGCUGCGUCUGUAGUUGGUUUUUUUUCUUGUUUUUUAUUUUUUAUUUGCUGGUGACUCCGGAGUGGUCGGUGUUUGUCCGCUCAGUGUUUCCUGACAUCGCCGCUCUCCAGUUGUCCGCUGUACGAAAAAGUCCACCAACAAGAAAAACCCACAACCUUGCAUGUUACCGACACUGAAGCUGCACCUAGCAUGAUGACACACUUUUAAAGGACUCCAGUAGGAAAAAAAACGUUAAAAAAAAAGCUAAAGAUAGAUAUAUAAAAUGAACAAAAAACAAUAAAAGAGUUCUUAGUUUA
Molecule: messenger RNA, 5081 nt
Organism: Gymnodraco acuticeps
Lineage: Eukaryota; Metazoa; Chordata; Actinopteri; Perciformes; Bathydraconidae
Gene: adarb1b
Product: adenosine deaminase RNA specific B1b
Biological process (GO): RNA processing; adenosine to inosine editing
Cellular component (GO): nucleolus; cytoplasm
Molecular function (GO): double-stranded RNA adenosine deaminase activity; double-stranded RNA binding; tRNA-specific adenosine deaminase activity
Source: RefSeq, a predicted model, not a curated record